GCAGACGCAAGACUUUGAUCCUCCGAACCACCAACCUUACGCCUCACAACCUCAACGCGCUCAUCACACUUACCACACAAAAUGGCCAAGAAAGCCAAGUCCCGUACCAUCACCGUCCGUCUCAUCUCGAUGGCCAUGACUGGCUUUUACCGCACAAUGGUCCGGCCGCGUACGCACCGUCCGCUCAGCAUGCUCAAAUACGAUCCCGUCGUGAAGAAGCAGGUCCUCUUCCUGGAGGCGACCAAGGGUGGUCGGAACAAAUAAAGUGGUUCGUCGGCUCCACGGAAGCUCUCGCUGCCGUCAAGCGGCGUCUCGCGCAUCAUUCGACGGUUGGUUCGUCUUCGUCGCAACACUCCCAAAACAGAUCUCGGCCUGGACAAAUCCCUGAUAUCGUUUCCUCGCUUCAUUGUUAUCGAUUCGCGGAGAACAUCGGAACAACCAACACGGCCACCACCUCGAUGCAGCGAGCCGAGCUCUCUCCAACUUUUGAAGAUAUGAUCAUGUAUAUUAUACAGCGCAACAGCUAAGACUUCACAUUGUGGGAUGCACUUAACAUCUCCAUGUAUGUUAAAGCUGUCUGCUUUUCUUGUGUUGCAUUCUGGCGUUUUAGAGCAGUACAAUCUGGGUCCAUCAUCGUUCAAUAUAUCACAAACUACUUCACAAACUCCU
Messenger RNA from Aspergillus aculeatus ATCC 16872, 669 nucleotides. RefSeq names its product mitochondrial 54S ribosomal protein bL33m. Gene Ontology annotation, molecular function: structural constituent of ribosome. Lineage: Eukaryota; Fungi; Ascomycota; Eurotiomycetes; Eurotiales; Aspergillaceae. Gene Ontology annotation, cellular component: ribosome; mitochondrion. The coding region runs from base 82 to 264 and encodes 60 amino acids. The record is from RefSeq and is a predicted model, not a curated record. Gene Ontology annotation, biological process: translation. The transcript is spliced from 2 exons.